GGGCUCUGAAGACGCCCGCGAAAGGGAGGCCCUUGCUAGGCUCGGGGCGCCCCGAGAGGAUGCUGGAAGCUGGUUGGGGAGGGGGAAGGCGCUCGCUCGGAGAUUCCCUGACUUGGCGGCGGAGCUGCAGCCCGAGCCGAGCGGGCGGAGGCGGAGGAGGGGAGCGGAGCCAGGCAGCGCGCCUCCCUCUCCCGCCUCCCCGAGCCCGCGGCGCCCGGCAGCGGCUCCUGCAGCAUGUUGGGCAGGGUGCGCUCCGCGAUGGCGCAACUCGUCGGGGGCCUGGGGGGCGGAGGAAGCCCCUCGAGCCCGCCGCCCGCCUCGGCCUCCUCCGGCUCGGCGGCGGCAGCGCCUCCGCCCCCUCCGCCGCCCGCUGCCCCCGGGCCCAGCUCCAGCGCCACCGCCGCCAGCACCGGUCCCUGCCGGGAACCGCCCCGAAGCAGCUUCUCCAGACCGGCUUUCCUACAGCUCACGCCCGAGGAGCUUCUGCGGGCGGAUGACCACACGGGCCGAGCCGUCCAGAGCCCCCACGAGAGCGGCCGCCGCCUGCCUUGGAGCACCGGCUACGCCGAGUAGGAAAGGGCGAGCGAGAGGGGAGGGCAGGCGGGGAGAGGGCUGCUUCGCGGGACCGCUGGGAAGCAUAUCCCACCCAGAGAUUAUUAUUUUUAAGUGGGGGUGCGUGCUUGUGGGUCUUGUAGUUAUGUCUGUCUGUCUCUCGCUCUCUGCCCUCCCCAAUCUCGGGCGUGUAGCGGGUGGUAAAGUGUCUCUGAGCAUGUUCAGACAACUUUGGGAUUUAAAGAUAAGGGCUUUCAGAGCCAAGGCGAGCUUACGGUCUAUGUAUGGUUCGGAAAGCGAGCCUCCAGCUACAGGGGCAGUCUACCACUGAAUACCUGUUGGUGAGCGCGUGUUUUUUCUACCACAGUAGGGGCGCACGUGGUGCUUGCGGGCUUCCCGCAUGCAUCAAGAUGGUCCUUGUGGAAUACGGAUCCAGCACCAGAGCCCCUCCUAUAAUCUAAUCUUUAACGUCGAGGUAGAUUCCAGCCUUUCUUAAUCAUUCUAGCCAUAGCUCCCUUAAUAUGAGGGUGUCGAGAAGGGAGGGUGUAUUCACGUGUAGAUGAGGUAACGCGAUGAGACUCGGGCUCUUGCCUUUCCAAUCCGCUGAUCACUUGAUACUGGCCCUUUCCUCAAACGCGAUCAACCUCACCCCACAUUCCCCACCCUUCGUGUCUUCGUGCAGCUGCGCCGCCCACCCUCUUGCAAGUUAGCCUGGCGCGCCCCGCUCUCUGAGGACUUGUGAGCUCAGGUACGCGGUCAGGUGGAGAAGCCCCGUCGCGUAGCCAGUCAGCUGUCCAAGAUGCUUAACUCACCUUGGACGGUCUGAGGAUGCUUUGCGGCCGCUCAUGGAGAAGACGGGGCGGGGCUAUGGGGCUGGGAGUAGUUCUUUAAGCUAACCAAGCCUAGCAGGGUGCUCUGCGUCCGGUUUCGCAGAGGACAAUCUUCGUUUGGUGGGCAGUGAAGAAGAGAAAGAAGAUACAGAGGAGAAGGGAGGGUGUUUGAAGUUGCCCAUCACCAGGAGAGUAGACAGAGCAGGCAUACAGGUUAGCUCCUCGCUGUGCUUAAAUUGUAGCAAUUAUUUUUAAAGUUUGUGUUUAGUUAUAUGCAACAACACAUGCAAAUUUUCUGCAGUUUUUAUCCAGUAUGUUUCUUCUUUUUGGGUGAUGUGCAGGAGGGAAAACGUGGAACACUGCCUGUGUAUCUAUUUUCCGCUUCUGCUGUUAAAGGCAUAUUGAGACUGUUACCUGUUUACAUGCAACCUGAUCCUUAUGAGGAAGUGAGCUCAGCUGUGUACAGCAGAGCUUUCCAAACUGUGUCUCACGACACAUUAGUGUGUCAGCUGCAGUGUGUAAGUGUUGCACAAAUUCUCCCCACACUCCUCCCAGGGCUGGAAAGGUGUUAGUUUCACCCCCGGCUUGCUAGUCAAACUGAUUAACUGUAUCGUGAAAUGAAGCAUGUUUAAAAAGUGUGUCACCAACGUGAAAAGUUUGGAAAGCUCUGGUGCACAGUGACAUUUUUAUGUUCUAGGAACUGUGCAUAGGCUUGCUGUGGGAGAAUCUGUCUCUCUUGAAUGAUUUACAUUAGGUGCAGCUGAGAGUCCAGGAAAGGCUUGAGUUCCUUGCCGCCUUCUUUAAAGGUAAGGCAGGCAGGUGUUGGAUUAGUUGCUGGGAGAGGUCAGUGAUGCUAACAGACUGAGUCUCCUAACCUUCUUUUCUUCAGAAAGUUUGUAAAUGAUCAUUUCUUGCAACAACACCCACCCACCAAAAUUUGUCAUUACAAAUGGACAGUUCCUGUCUUUUUCUUCAGCUUUGUUCAUAAUAAAUACAAUAUAGAGAAGAUUAGUAUAGCUCGUGAGGGAGGAUGACCUUCGAAUUCAGGUAAUAUUCCAGAUUUUGUCAUAUACAAGAUGAUUAAACACUGAAAAUCAGGAUCUCUUGGGGUCAAGCCAUCAUGACUUUAAAAAUAAAGCUCUCCAUGUUCCACAGUCCCCAUCAAAUUACCAUCCCCACUUUGCUACUGUUAAAGGAAAAACAGACAUUUUAAAUGCAGUCUUGCAUUUAAUGUUAACCCACUUUGGGCUCUCAUGCACACCCACACAAGCAGCUCUCUUGUCCUUGCAGUUGGAAGAAAAAGCUUGAAAAUAUGGCUAAAUGUAUUUUUGGAGAGAAUCCAGAACAUACAAAAAUAGCAAACUACUUUAACAGAAAAUACACCCUCUGAUGUCUGGGGCUUGUGUGGGUGAAUUUUUAAUUUUUAUUCUCACUAAGCUCACCACACAUUAUUCUGAACAGGUUCCUGUGGAUAGAAAUUCAGCAGCUAAAGCUUUUAUGGGGUAUAGCGAGAUGCAGUGUUUAGGGAAAUUGGCAUCUAGCUGGUGAAAUACAGGCGUUUGGACAGACAAAGGUGCUCAUGCUUGUUUUAGCUGGGUCUCUUUUAAAAAAAAACAUAUAAUUCAUAAGGUUUAUAUUAUAAAACACUGAAACUGCAUAAAAGAGAGCUUUUAUUCCUUCUCUCUUUUAUUCUAUUUUUAUUCCUAUGUACAUUUCACAUAUCUACAUAAAAUUAUAGUUUCAGUUUCCAGUAAGUUAAACGGUCCACUUUUUGUAAAAGUGGAUGACUCCUUGCUGCUCUGUCCCUGACCUUAGCUUGCCUUUGUUUGCCAGGAAAACACAUCUUGGUUAUAAGAAGGUUACUAGGGCUCAGCCCUGAGAUAAUGAUACAGGUUCUAAAAAUAAUUAUCUAGAUAGGGGAGGUGCCCUUUGCUGAUCUGGUUUUCUUUUCUUUCUGAACUUUUUAUUUAGGGAAGGAGAGACCUUGACCAUUGUUGUCAAUUGAACACUUGGAUCUCUUUCCUCUGGAGAUGCUCCAUUAAAAUUACUGGUUACUCUCAAAGUUGCAGGUUGUGUUUAUGCAGUGAAUAUUUACUUAGAUAAAUGCUACUGAAUUCAGUAGGACUUAUUCUCAACUAAGCAUGCAUAGGAUCUCAGCCUGAGCCGUAAGUGCACUUAACUUGAAGGCUGGAUUGAAAUCUGCUUCAAAAUAAAAGUGUUUAAAACAGGGGUAUUUGGCUGUAAAUGGAAACAUAUUUGUAGCUGUGUGGAAACUGUCUGGGCGUUACCCUUUGCAGGAUUUGGAACUUCCUAGAUGAAAGUGGUAUAUAAAUGUAGAAAUCGUGCUCCGGUAGUGUGGCAGCAGCAGGAGGCCCCAUUAGCUAAAGUGGUACCUCAGGUUAAGAACAGUUUCAGGUUAAGAACUUAAUUCGUUCUGGAGGUCUGUUCUUAACCUGAAACUGUUCUUAACCUGAGGUACCACUUUAGCUAAUGGGGCCUCCUGCUGCUGCCACGCUGCCAGAGCACGAUUUCUGUUCUCAUCCUGAAACAAAGUUCUUAACCCAAGGUACUAUUUCUGGAUUAGCGGAGUCUGUAACCUGAAGCGUCUGUAACCUGAAGUGUAUGUAACCCGAGGUACCACUGUAACUGUUGUACAUCGCUUUGAGAUGCCUCAUGAGAAGCGAUUCAGAAAUAAAAUAAAUAAGAAGUAAACAAAUAACCAGGACUUGACUCAAGGCAUUUUGCUGCUUGAGGCAGAGGGCAAGGUGGCACAUCCCUCCAUUCUAUGCCCAAAACUGACUGGACUUCAACACUGGCAGUGGGAUGACUUCCUCCAGGGCACUUGAGGGCAGCAGGCUUGUUUAGGAUAUGUGUGAUAGGCCCGGGGAACAUUUAGGUCUAAUGUCAAACAGUGAGGAAUAGCCAGAGUGUUCUGGAGGAAUAGCUGGGUGUGGGAAGGCUGCCAUUGCUGCCCACAGCACCUGCCAUCUGGGAUUAGUGCCUCUCUCUGCACAUAACUGUCCAAUGGUGCCAUGGCCCUGCUCAAAAUGAGCCACCAUAAUCCACUAAUGCAUGUUUGUUUUACAUACUUCCAUCAUGCAUUGCUGGAGAAUGUAGAAAGUUAAGGUUCUUUUAAGGGUAGAAAUGUACCAAAGGACCACUUCAUAGGCAACAAAUUGUAAGAAACAGAAAUCUGGGUUUGAUUCCCUCUUUCUUAAGAAUCUUACCCAUAUAAUGAACAUGUUUAUUGCAAUUACGCUUUAUCAUUUGUAGAUGCACAUUUCUUUGUAAUGUCUGAAGCUGCCCACAAAUCUGUGAAGGCUGAGCUAAAACUCAUCACACUUGGGUGACAUUAUUUCUGAGAAGGAGUCUAGGUGUGCCAUGUAAGCUGCAGUCUAAACUAUGGCUACUCAGAAGUACGUCCCAUUAAAUGCAGUGGGAGCUGCUUGCAGAUAAGUGAGGUCAGGAUUGCAGCUGUAGUCUUUAUGAGAUAACAGUAAAUUGAAUCACAUGAUAUGUACCAAAUCACAGCACUGCCAAAUUUCAAGCAGCCUCUGCAGCAGUUUUUCUUGCUCUGGGAUCAGGGAGAAUUUUGUUCCAGUUCACAAUUGGAGAACUUGCUUAAUUCCCGCUUUCCCAAAACAAGACAUGAACUGAAACAGCCCUCUUUUGAAAUUCGCACUACUCCAAAUUUUACUCUGCAAGUUUGUCAGCCAAGUACGUGUACAAAAAUAUAUGUGCUAGUGCAACGUGUGCAUAAAAAUGCAUAUAUUGAUGAAAAAUAACAUACAAAAUGCAUCAUAUUAGGAGAAACAGUUUUGCAAGAUUUGACGUAUUUGCCCAUCCCUGCCCUUGACAGUGGCAAACAGCAGGGAACUCCCAGGAAAAGCUUUUCACAGCUUGGAAGUGAUCUAUCUCUUCAGGAGUUUGCUGUCUUGCAGUGGGGCCUGCACCAGCUGGCCCUGCUCCUGCCAUUGUGUUCCUGCCCCCUGCUCUCAUUGAGGGAAACUAUCCAAAUUCAUGCAGUACCUCCGUGGGCUGGCAUCCUAAUCACCUCAGUGGUAUAUAAUUUCCCAAUGUGUGGAGGCAAAGCCAGCCAGGAUAGACCCACUCUCCCCCUUACAUAAUUGAAAAGAACUAUUUUUGCCUGAUGAUUACAGCAGAUCCGCAGACCAGUUGAAAAGUUGACAACCCCACUAGUUGUAUGUCACGGACAAGCAGAUAUAUGACAAGUGAGCUGGAUUUAGCCUGCAGGCAAAGAACACACCACCAGGAUCUGUAUGGUGAUACCUGGAGCAGGUUCUGUGUGCUCCACUUCCUUCUCAUUUUCUGAGGUACUAUAUAUCUUCCAACUCUUCUUUCUGCUUCCUGCCUUUUCAGAAAAGCUUCAGGAGAAGGAGGUAUUGUCUUAAAAUAUAUUUAAACAGACAGGCUAUGGUCUGAAGGCACAUGAAACACAGACAGAGCAUCUUUGCUAAAAUGGGGGACUGAACUAUGUGGGACACCAUGUACAUUAGUUUGAUGGCAGGAUCAUGUAUGAUUUUCUUAAUUAUUUAUUUUUGCUUUCUGUGUGUGGUUGUUUAUUUGCAGUUUAAAACGAUGACACUUCUCCAGUUUGUUUGUACUUCCAGUUCUUUUAUGUGUUUAAAAAUACAUUGUUGCUUCAGAGGCACGUGGAGGGUUUUGCUAACCUCUUGGCUCUGGGAAAGUGUACGUGAGAGGAAGUUUGAGAGUUUUCAAGCUCUCAGACUCUGUUCAACCACACUCCUCAAACGUCAACCCAUUUUUGCUCUGCAAACAGAAUUUCUGCAUGCUCUUGUCCAGGGAACGUUUCCUGUUUCACAUUUCUACAACUUCCUCCCACAAAGAUGGGUUGUUGUGUUUUUGCAACUGACGUUAGUAUUGCCCUCAUUUCUGUAGCCAGCACAAGGAAAAACUAAGAGAUACCGCUUAACAACCGAUGGGAAAGGUGAGGGAUGAGGAUGAUUGCCAUUGGUGGCAAUCUCUUCUCUUUCACAGAGGGAGUAAACAACCAAGUGCUCUGAACUGAUCCAAGGUUUCCAGAGUGCCUGCAGUAAUAAAGAGCACUCAGGAAACAUCAGCCCCAGAUGAGAGCUCUUGGCUGCCUACUUUCCCCAUGGAGGAGGAAAGAAAUCUGCUACCAACAGGUUCUGCCCAAAUGGUUUCCCUCACUAUUACUUUAUUUUAUAUACUGGACUUCAUCAAAAGAGCUCAGGGAGGUUCACAAGGUAAAAAUACAAAAUAAAAGCACAAAUAAGUAGUUGAAACAGAAGCAACGAAACAAUAAUACCCCCUUCCCACAAACACAUUUAAAUGGCUGUAGAAUUUUAAUCAACCAAAGGCCUGAUCAAAGAGGAGUGUUCUCACCUGGCACCUAAAAUAUAUAUAAUGGAGGCACCAGACGAACCUCUCUGGGGAGAGCAUUCCAGAAACGGAGCCACUGCAGAAAAGGCCCAUUCUCCAGACUUCAUGUGGAGGAGGCACACAAAGAAGGGCCUUAGAUGAUGAACACAAAGUCCAGGACAGUAUAUAUGGGGAGAGACAAUCUUUCAGGUAUUGCGAUCCUGAGCCGUCACUAGACUCUGAGCUGUUUUUCUUUCCUCAAAGGACAAUGCUGCCACUGAUGCUGCUACCAACAUUUUUAGUGGCAGUGCUGGUGCAUGGGUCACUAGAAAUGGCUUAGUGGACCUGUUGAUGCCCACAGGCCACCAGUUCAACAAGCACUAAAGAAACCAGUGAAGUGGGAUAAAUGUACACACCACACAGUGCCAGGGCCAGGUCUUAGGCAAGGAGGAUUGCCCAGUCAGUAGACAGCAUAUUGUGCAAUGUGUGAAGCUGUGACUUCCAAAUAUGCCCUCUUUCAGAUUGUCUUCCACUUUCCUGGAAGAAUUGACAUGGCACUACAUCUUCAGCUUUGUAAAAAAAGCUCUUCUUCUUCUUCUUCUUCUUCUUCUUCUUCUUCUUCUUCUUCUUCUUCUUCUUCUUCGGUGACUACUUGUAGCUGAGUAAGAUUGUCUUCCAUGAGCACAGUCAUAACAGUGAGUCCAUAAGUGACUGUAGAGACCAAUUCUGGAUCCACACGUCCUUCCUCAGUGGGGACACCGGUUUCUGGGCCAGAGUGGGUUUGCCAAACGUGCGUUCCUCUUAGCUCGUUUCUCCUUUUUGCACUGAGUUUGUGCUUCUUCAAAGUCCAUGGCACCUUUGGUAAAGGCUGUUCUCCAGUUGGAGCGCUCGCAGGCCAGUGUUUCCCAGUUAUCAGUGCUUAUGUUACUUUUUUUAUAUUUGCUUUGAGAGCGGCUCGACGCAUGGGAAAAGGAAGUUCACUAAUCUAAUCAAACACUGCCUGAUUGAAUCUUUCUUUCUGCCCAGGGUGAUAAAUGCUGGCAAGAGCCAACACAACGAGGAUCAAGCGUGCUGUGAGGCAGUGUAUGUGGAAAAGAGACGGGCUGUGAGGAAUAACCCAGCCCCCAAGGAAACCUCUGGAGAUCUAGAAGGGGUGAGCAACACAAUGGCUAGAGUUCCUUCUAAAUGUUGGCUCUCAGUCCUAUAUCUACCUUCUCUAUCCUGGUUUGAGGAGAGGAGAAAGUGAUUCCAGUCACAGCUGAUGUAUUGACACAAGACGUUUGGAACUUCAGAAGUUCCCUUGAGAUUUGUUCCAUUCUCCCCUGGAGUAUUUAUUGUCAAUGUUGCUGUAAAAGGAAUGAGUGGCACAUGAAUUUGCCAUACGUCCCCUUCAAGCUUUUUUUACUCCAUAGCCUUUUACACACAGAUCCUUCCCUCCGUUUCUCAUCCUCCAGUUGCAUUGCAGUAGAUCAGGAGUCCAGGAAGAGGAUGUCCUCUAAGCCUCUAAAUUAGCACACUGUGAUAUAAGUUAACCUGUAGCGCAGAAGGAGCUGAAUAUUGCUUCAACAAUUAAAGUUUAUGGAAUCGUGUAGUGUUACUGCCUCGUCUCUUUUGGCUUUUAACAUGUGUUUUGUUUCCUUUGGCUAUUUGGGGCCAAUUCUCUCAUAUUUGAUUUGAUUUGUACCUCGUUCCCUGCAGGGCACCAAAGGCCUGACUUUUUACUACUGGGGCUUGUUUGAUGGGCAUGCUGGAAGCGGAGCUGCAGUCAUGGCAUCCAAGCUGCUUCACUUCCAAAUCCGUGACCAACUCCGAGACUUGGUGGACAUCUUGCAAGACUCAUCCCUUCCUCCAAUCUGCCUGGAAGAUGGUCCCAGGACAGUUCUAGGAGAACCAAACAGGGUUCCUCUGGCUGAGGAAGAUGCUGAGGUCCCAAACAAUGCCCUGCCACGCUUCCAUAUGGAAAAGGCCGUUUCCCAUGAGAGUUUGGUGGUGGGAGCUAUUGAGAAUGCAUUCAAGCAGAUGGUGAGUGUGCUAGGAAAAAACGGGGGGUAUGCUGGAGAAGAAGGUCUGAUUCAAUGCUAUAAAAACAUUUAAAAAGAUUUUACUGGCCAGAAGUGGAGUGCAAUAGAUAGAAAACUGAGUUUGCACAUGGGAGAUUCCAGGUAAAGAAUUCUGUUUGACCUUGAAACUGACCGAGUGACCUUGGGUGAAUUAUUCACUCCCGAAUUUUCGUAAAUCUCAGAUUUAAAUGAGAAAAGUAUAGCUCUGAUACCCAGCUGGAAUCAUUUGAGGUCACAAAUGAAAGAAACCUAAAUUAAUUGUUUUGUGUGGUGUUUUUUUUUUAAAAAAAACCAUUUUCGAUGACACCACACAGUGAUAGACAUGGCAUAAAGUGCAAGCUGGAGACAGGCCUAGGAUCUGGGAUGUGUUCCGUUCCUGCCUGGCUGUCCUCCAUCCAGAAUGUGGAUUCACUUCCUUUUGCAGCCAAGAUGCUGACAGGGCAACCCAUGACUAUUUUGGUCUGACAGGGUAUUUGCUUACCCAGCUUUCAGAUCAUGAGUCUGCUCUGCUUGGCUGUUCCUCUGCAGCUCAGCCUUGCAAAGUUCAGGCCCCCAGGCUCCAUUGCUGCAGCACAGGAAGUAACAUAGUCAGAAGCUGCAUACACUAUAAGCAUAUAAUUUUUUAUGGCUUCCCACAUGACAAACUGGGUGUAGGUGUGGGUCCUGAGAAGUCGAAUAGCGAUCCCCAGACCUUCAGUGCACAGAGUAAAUGUGCUGUUGCUACUGUUUCACCUCCACUUUUAAAAUAAGUUAGCAAUAGAAGCAUGUAAAUCUGCACUAUAGAGAUCAUUUGUCCAUCCGUGUUGUCUACACUGUCUGGUAGCAGCUUUCCAGGGUUUCAGAUGUGGUACAUUCCAAGUCCGACCUAGAGACGCCAGGAAUUGAACAUGGGACCUUCAGCAUGAAAAACAGGCAUUCUAUCAAUGAGCUACAGCCCUUUCCCAAAUGCCUUUAAAAAUAUUUACAAGUCUCUCCACCACAUCCCUUUCUACCUUGCUGUAAUAAUUAAUCAUGUAAACACUAUUGUUCCUUUUAAUAGUCAUUGUAAACAAUACCUGCAGGAUAGCUCAGUUGGUAGAGUAUCAGACUCCUAAUCUUAGGGUUGUGGGUUCAAGCCCAGUGUAGGGUAAAAGGAUUCCUGCAUUGCAGGAGAUCAGACUAGAUGACUCUUGUGGUCCCUUACAAUGCUACAGCUCUUUGAUUCUAAUAACAAGGAAGUGAAUAGCCCUACUGAACUGAGUGUGUGUGUGUUAUCCCUGAUCCUAUCUUGGAGAAGUGCCCAGUGCAUUCUGGGAUUGAUGUGUGGGCAGAAACUUCCUCAACAAUGCUCACACACCACGAUAUUGUCACCUUGUGAUGAGAGCCACCACACAUAAACAAAUUACAUCACUGGAACAGCACACAGUCCUUUGCAAGAUUGCAUAUUAAAGCCAGGCAAACUCAGAUAAGGGAGCUGCUUCAGGAGAGGAUGGAUGCACUGUUGCUGAAAAGCAAAUAUGUUCUGCCGGAUUCCUAACUGCCGGUAACCUAGGGAGCAAAGGGAAGGGAAGCUUCUACAGGUUUUUGUUGGGGUCAUGGAGAAGGAGGAGGAGGACAGGUUUAACCCUCCCUCUUAAAGUAUUGUAGUCCCAAUCUCAUUCCUUUUCCUUUCUGCAGCAGCUUUUUUUUUUAAUGCAUGUUAAUUAUUUGCAUGCAAUUAAAAUCCUCCUAGCUUGGUCUAAAUUGGAAGAGGAAGGGAAGGACUAAAGGUCUAAAACAGAUUAGGAAAAAUAGGCAUUGAUUGCCUUUAAAAGCAGAUUAGGAGUUGAUGUGGUUCCAUUAGUAAAAUAAGGAAGGAGUCUGAGGGUUCUGCUGUUCUUCUUGACCCAAGAGGAAACCAAAUGCUGUGAAGCCAAUUUCAGAGAUUUAGUAAGUUUAAAAGAUAACCUCAAGUGAGUAGAUCCAUACACCAGAGUAUAGAAACAUCAAUAUUAUCAUGUCAUGUAUGUAUUUAUCUGCAAAUGCAUCCCCAUUCCUACCUAAGUGGAGAUUGGAAAAAUGUCUGCAUUUUUUAAAGGGAAAUGCUUCAAUUUAUACACGCCCUUUAGAACAGAAGCAAUACAUGUCUAUUUUGUUCUUGACUGAGGUAUAUGCGCUUCCCAAGAAACAUGUUGGAAGUGCGGGUACCUAUGUGGGAAGCUAUUUGCAAGAGCGACAAAGUGGUGAGUGGGUAAAGAAUGAAUCACUCUCUGCUCCUGAUUGCUGCUUCCCCCACAUGGCUUUCCACAUCUUAAAACAGAUCAUUGGGCUUCCUACCACUGCAUGCAUUUACACCUUGUGUAACAUUCGGGCCCAAUUGCAAAAAAUCUUGUACGGAGCAGCUUGUAUUGGCAGGGCACUGGGAGCUACCAGAGCUUUAAUGUUAAACCAUUGAGGCAGCUUGGGUGACUGCUGUAAAAGAUAACCCUAAUUCAGGGAUGGAGGACCUGUGCUUGGGUUUUGUUGUUGGACCACAUCAGCAUGAGCUGCCAUGGACCAGUGGCCAAGGCCAGUGGGAUUUUGGAGUCCAACAACAUCUGGAGAGCCAAAGGUUUCCCCAUCCCUGUCCACCUUGAUGCAUGUGUGUGCUUCCUGUCUUGUUGCGCUGCACCUCUCUUCAGAGAGCUGCCUUCCACAAGUGAGUCUUUUCUUCUGUCUCCCCAGGACAUUCAGAUCGAGCAGGAACGGGUGGCUCGGCAUGCAUCAGGAGGCUGCUGCGCCCUGGCUGCGGUUUAUUUCCUGGGGAAGUUCUACGUGGCCAAUGCAGGUGACAGUAGGUAGGAGAGAGACGAGGGCGGGAAAGGCUACUCUGCUGCUUGCUGGGUCAUGGCAGCCCAAGCCAGGUGAAGGAUAAGAUUCCUUGAUAGCCUAGUGGAAAUGAACUGAAGUCUUUCCCAGUCAUAGUUGCCCGUUGGUCACGGAAUGGAAUGCCCUCAUGUAAGCAAGUGAGCUUGGAAAGGUCAUAUGAGAGCCCAGGAGAAAUACGUCUUUCAGGAGUGUUAGAGAGGAAGCCACUUACCCACCAAAGUCUAUCUAGAAAUAUGCGCCCCUCCAUGUGCUUGCCUACGCCCUAUGGUGGAGGCAGUAAACCACCAGGGAGGUAUACAUAGGGUGACACUAGGAAAGGAAUAAUAUUCCCUGGCCUUUACGUAGUCAUUAUCUGAGUUACCGAACCACUUUGAUGCCAAAAGGUGUUUGUACAAACCCCCACCAAGCGCCUGCAUUUUUCAAAAAAGAUAAUUUUGUUUUUCAAAAACGUAGCUUUUUAAAAAUCAUAUAUUGCCUGGCUGCUCCCAUUAGUACCCAGCUGCUGACACUGUGAGGCCAAAGGUCCCAUUUGGACCAGCCCAUAUCAUUUAAAAUAAAUAAAUAAAUAAAAAGAUUGGCCACACCAACUUUUACACUUUGAGCACACCCAUUUUCACAAGUUGCUCUUGAAAGAUGGACCGUGAGUCAAUGAAGCCUUAGACUGGAAAAGGCUGUUCAUCCUUUCUAUACAUAAUGGAGGUGGGAGAACAAAAUUGGGACUGCCAGCCCUGCUUGUGCUCUGUGUUUUCAGCAGGUAUAAUAGCAUUAGGUGUAGGGCUAACAAGUGUUUCCCCAUUUUCCUCCCCACACAUGCAGGCUUUACUGUACAAGGGGAAGGGGGGAAGGGGUGCUGUGUCUCAGGCAUGGAAAAAUCAAUGUUUGUUGAUGCAUUCCAAAAAAAAUGUUUUUACUGCUUGUCUCUUUACCUUGGCCUUGCAGCAGUAAUUUUAAAAUAAAUCUCUCUUUGAUAAUCAGGACAUUCAUCUAGUACGAAUGCCAAAUAUGAAAACAGCUAUAUUUCAAUGAGUAACUGUUUUCUUUAUUUUUAACCCAAACUCUUUAGUAAACGUUGAAAACAAAUGAAAGUAUUUUGAGAGUACCAGCAUCUGACUGAUUGUUGAAAUCCUGCUCAAAAUGCCCUUCUUUCACCUUUUGGUUGCUGACACCCUUGUAUCUCAGGUCUUAUUGAUUUUAGCAUGCAAAGAGGGAAAGACAAUAUUAGAGGAGUCACCUCUCCCCAUCCCCCCCUUUAAGGCCAUGCUGUACCUUUUUUGCAUUUUCUGAGUCUUUUUAUAGUCUCCUUUCAAUCCUAAUCAGUAUGAGGAAUAGGCUUUAGUGUGCAACAACCAUUCUGUUAUGUAGAUUCCAUCCUGAUGAAUGUGGGUGUGUUUUGAAACUGUUUUUGUCAACUUGUGGUCACUUUGGUAGGAAAUUAGGUUAAAGAACAGGAAAUCAGGAGGUUUGCUGAUGGUACCUAUAAACUGCAAGGAAGCCAUUCUCAAAGUCAUAACCAGCUUGGGUGUGUGUGUGUGUGUGUGUGUGUGUGAUCAGCGAGAUCUUGUAUUGUAAUCCAAGUGUGGAGAUGUCUGGGUAUAUCUAUGUUACAAACUUUCAUUGGCAGUAUACCAGUUUAAUAGAAUCCUGGGAACGCAGUUUGGAGAAGGUUGUGAUGAUUCUCCAAUAGAGAUUCUUAGCUCUUCUUCCUUACUGAACUGUAGUUUAGGGAGAAUAGCCCCCAUCAUUCACAGGAAAAGGGCUCCAUGAGUAGAAUAGGCAGUGAGGCUGCAUUUGUGGCCCUACUCCCAACACUGUGAGUAUUCCUGGAACCAGCCCCAACAUCUAGGCACUGGUGGGAAUGUCUGAAGAGGAGGAGCCAAUGCACAUAGAGGUCCAUCUACACAGGCUUCCACAUGAUCUGGAACCACAAUUGUGUAGCACCCCCAAUUUCAUGGAAGCCAAUGUGCACACAUUUUCCCUUUCAGGAACAUGGCAAGGAUACCAUACAACAUUGGGGCAGGGACAACAGUAGAUAAUACAUAAAGUAGGCUAAGGAAUAGUUGCUAGGCCACUUUUAGACUAUAGAGCAGUGUAGAUGUCUCCAGUUAAUCCAUAGUUGAUACAGUGUCCAUGGUUACAAUUGCUGUUAGUGGUUCAUUUCUAAACUUGGAAUACCAUUACUUUCUUGGUGUGCCAUCUUUGACUUUUUUCUCAUCAAAUGUCUUUUUGUUGCCUUAAGAACCUUUGGAAUAUAGAUGAAUGAAAGUGAAACAAGGAUGCCAAUUAGGGCAAGGGCUCCCAAACAAGGGGAAAUGAUUGCAGGUUGUUGUUGUUGUUGUUGUUGAGUUGGCAAGUAUUGGUUUUGUUUUCCCCACUGAGUCUUCUGCUUGUUCUGUUUCUCAUUCUGAUUUCUCUGUCAGCCUUCUUUGUGGUUUUGCAUGAAAAACAGAGAUGCUACCCCCUGCUCUGUGCAUGUUCAAAAAAACCCAAGCAGGAAACAAUGAAUGGAUAAAAAGAUAGGAAGGGCAAAUUUGUGGGUAAUGUGUCUGUGGCACAUCCUCUCUAUCACUGUUGCAGACAAAUGCAAGUUUUUCAUCAAACCAGAAUAAUUAUUUAAAUAUGUCAUAGUCCAUUCUUUAGUGGAACAGAACCGGGAUCCUGAUGCAAGACUUAGACAAAAUUAGAACUGCCACUUCCAGCAAACCUGGAGGCUUUGGGAGUUAAGCACAGUUGUUGCCUACCAUUGCAGUUCAGUUGAAUUUUGUGUCUUCUUUUGUUCAUAAAACCUUUUUUGUUUGAAAACAGCAGCACUUCUCUUGCUCAAUCUCAGUAUGUUAGCAAUCAGUAGUGUUGGCUGGAGUGUGAAUUGUGCAUAUUCAAAUUUAUUUAUUGAGCACUUGGUAUCUUAGCGUUUUCUUGAUGGUUACCCAUUAUGUUGGCCAUGCUUCUCUUCUCAUGAUCACCCUCCAUUCUUUCUGCUCUGUUUUCUAGAUUGAUUUUUCCUAAUGCUCUGCUUCCUUUCAUCCCAACAGUCCAAUGUCCCACUGUUCAGGGCCAGCCCACCCAUGAGACAAGGUGAGGCAACCACCUUGGGCAGCAGGAUCCACAGGGGCAGUGGGCCUUGGAAGGCUAAAUCAGCCAGGAUGCCCCGCCAGGAACCUGCUGGACUUAGGCUAUCAUGCCAAGAACAUCCCAGGCCUUCCAGUCAACCGGGGACUUCGGCCCCGGACUACAGACAAGCUCUGCAGAGCCUGCUGAUCGGAGUUGUACUCCAAAAUAUCUGGAAGGCAUCAGGUUCGGGAAGGCUCUAAUCCAUUUUACAGAGAGGUUUUUUUGAAGUGGGAGACGAAUCUCAAAUACCUGUGCCUGCAACUUCCCGUACAGAUAGAGAAUUACUGGUACUGGGCUGAAAUGUGACACUUGUGUUCAGAUCUCUUCUCCAUGGACCUCACUUGUGUAAGACAAGGCCUCUAGAUUUAACCUUCCUUACGAAACGAGGAUCUACAGUAAUCCUUAGAACACAGCAGGAAUGAAUUCUGCCUAUUUAGAUUGAAAGGGGUGCAGCAAGCUAGAGGAUUCUCUCCUCCAAUUGUGGUAGCGCAAUUGACAGGAGGCUAUCAGGGAGACUUUGACUGAUAGGUCUCUGAGCUCCGUGAUGCAAUUGCAAGUGCCUCAUAAGAUGGCAUUUUGGGAAGAGGAAUCUGUGGGAGAGGGAGCCUCUUUAGGCUACUUAAUGUGUGACAAUGCAUUGCAUUUAUCAACUGCCUAGACCAUUUCUCGUACCACACUUCAUGCUUAUUUUUCUCCCCUAACCACCUGCACAGUAAUCACCUUUCUAUAUAGAAAAUAAGCAUACGCAAAGUGGACCUUAGCUAACACUGCUGCUUCUCUUUGCCCGCGGAUGUCCUUUCUGCUUUCCCUUCCUAUACUGUCUCUUUCUCUCACAUGCUUUCUAAUGUCCUCAUUCCAUGUUUCAUUGCAGGGCCAUUAUCAUCCGUAAUGGGGAAAUCAUUCCAAUGUCCAGGGAGUUUACUCCAGAGACAGAGAGGCAAAGGCUGCAGUUUUUAGUAAGAAUUAACUUUUUUUCCCCCUAUCUGAUUUAUUUUAACCCACUGCCCAACACUCAACCAAACCCAUCCAGGAAUAAACGUGAGAAGGUGUUUCAGUACGAACAAUGUCUUCAAGUGCCCCUAAUAGCUCACCAAUAAAUGCAUGUCUAAACCUACAUAAUUAGACAUAUGUACAUGUACAGCCCAACAAACCUCAAAAUACUGUUUUGUAGUAACUGAAAAUACUACUUUUGUAGUACAAAAUUAUAAAUGGAAAUUUAAUUUGAAAAACAGAAUAGCAAAACAUCAUCCACUCAGGAACCAGUUCUGAUAAUGGAAGCUGCACUGCAGUUAUUGAUGGAGGCGGGUAUUAAUUACCCUGCCUUGUGCUGAAUAUUCAGAACUCCAGUGCUUGGAGGUCAAAGACAUUAAAAAUAGUGCUAAAAAUGCUAAUAGUGAGGUCAUAAUGCUGCUCAGGCUUCCCUGUGGCUGCUGUUUUACUAAUGUGUGUGUGAAUUGCAUUUAUUUAACUAACGUCAUGCCUAGUUUGGUCCAGAGGCUCUGGUGGUGCUGGGCUCCUGCCUUUCUGCUUCCAAAAUGCUCUUGAGCACUGCGCAAUAAAAAGUACCGUAUUUUUCGCUCUAUAAGAUGCACUAUUUCCCUCCUAAAAAGUAAGGGGAAAUGUGUGUGUGUCUUCUAGAGUGAAUGCAGGCUGCACGGCUAUCCCAGAAGCCAGAACAGCGAGAGGAAUCACCGCGCAGCACUCCCUCUUGCUGUUCUAGCUUCUGGCUCAGCCCCUCUGUCCCUUCCCCCACCUCCUGCAAAAGCCCCCAAGAGGAGGGAGAAAAGCCUGCAAGCGCCGUACACACACUCCACGCGGCUCAUGAAAGGGAGCUCUGAGCAGAGCCUGGGAUGCAUACAGGCUCUGCUCAGCACUCCCUUUAAAGAAUAUUUUCUUUCUUGCAUUUCCCCUCUAAAAACUAGGUGCGUCUUAUGGAGUGAAAAAUAUGGUAAUAUAGUCCCUGCUCACUUCCACCCUUUCACUUUGCUCCCCCUGCUGAUUCUAGAGUCAGGCUUGCAAGGUAAGGUUCAGACACACACACACACACACACACACACACACACACACACAGCUCUUUUCCCUAGAAGAGGAAGGAGCUGCCAGGGUUUUGUUAAAAUUAUUUGCAUAUUGCAUGAGUUUUGCCCUAAGGCAGAGGAGGGGAAAGAAUCCCUGGGAAGCACAGUGAGAGUGUCCAAAAUGCAAGCAAGUAAGCAGAGGUGCUGCUGGCAAUGCUUCCUGGCUCAGAGUGGACGUCCUUGGCAAGACACCAGGUGGAAUCUUAUCUGCUGUUCUAUAUCCAAACAGCUUCCAUGUCUUGGAAGGGAGGAAAUUGCACCGAGUAAUGGAUCCUCUUCACUGGCUGCGAUAAAGAAACUGAGCACUCAGAAAACCAAUCUUACACUUCCCCCGUGGGCUUGAGCCGUUUGCUUUGAGCCAAAGCCCUUUUAUAGCUUAAGCCCUUUUCUGUAAGUAGUGCCAGAGCAACGAUCCUUUACACUCUGCCACUGUGAUCUGAAAUGCCCCACUUAAAUCAUUGCAAGAGGGAAACCUGAUGUAUAUAAUAUUCUGUAGUUUUGCUUUUGUACCAUAAAAAAUAGAAUUUGUUCUGCCCAUUUCCUCUUUUCUCUGGAUUAGUUACACUCAAAAUACACAAGGGGGUGAGUAAAGGGAGAUUCACUGCAUAAUUUGCUGCCCGUUUGAGUCCUGGGCCCCAUUCUUGCGAGGUUUACCAGGUAUGCUGAAUGUAGAUACUGCCUUCUGAGCUUUUGUUGCUGGCUCUUUGGCUGAGGGUUUGCUUGUUGAGUAAUGGCCUCUUUUCAAAGACGUUGGCAAGUCAUGGAAAUCACAGAGCCAGCUCUGAAAAUUAAACCCUGAUUAGGGCAGCAGUGCCAGGAGGACAAAGAAAGCCCUUUUUCUUUGCAGGAUGAAAAGGCAACCAAUCUCAAAGCCACCUUUAAUUUUCUCUGAGUGUAUGUGUGGAAGAGAAUGAAUUGCUGUAGCAGGAGCAUCUAACCUGUAUCAAAAUGGGAUUCUGACAUCUCCAGACAUAGCAUAGCAUAGGAUUCAGUCUGUAUAGGAUUUAGUCUAUCAGGUUUCCCCCCGUUUGCACAGAAAUAGGAUAGAUUGUCUAGGGUAAUGGAAAAUUAUUGCCUGUUCAGCUAAACUUUGGUGCUUGCACACUCACUGAGAUUGGUGCAUUAGCCUCCCUUAAUUAUCUCUUAAAUAAUUUCAGCUUGUUUUCACUUUUGGAUGUUUUUUGUGCCUGGAAGCUUUUUCUGCACGAGACUCAGUCUUGUUAAUUCAUGCUUCAUCUAGCAAUUAGGUAGCUGCUUGAUAAAACCACUUCAACCAAAUCCUUUGCAAGUCACAGAGGCCUAGAUGCUCUCUGCUGAGUGGUUUUUUAUUAACCAAAUGUGACUUUAUAAGGUUUUUCAAAACAUUUGUGGCUUGGGGGAGAUCAUUGUUAAUUCUGCCAUGAGCAGAAGAUGCAAAUGUGCCCUCAAGAGUCAACUGUAGUACUGAAAAGAAAGUUUUGGCUCCAAACAAGAUGAGAUAUUAAUCAAGACUGGGCCUUGUGUUUUUUUCUUUAUUGUAUAAUAGCUGCAGGGGUGGGGAUGCAGAUAUGAUAUGUUGGGCAGAGUGGGGAUUUAACCCAUGGUCCUGAUCUAGAUUGCCUGUCCCUCGGAGCUGCUAUUUGCUCAAGCAGUAAAAUUGUCACUAUUGCCAAUUUCUAGGGCAAAUAAUUAAGCUGCUUAAAAUUGUGGCUGAUCUUUCAACGUGGCAGCACCUACACUUUUGAACUCCUUGCCUAUUGACCCUCACAAUACUGUUUUAGAUGCCUUCCAAUAACUUUUUCAUCUCAACAAGCCAUCAUUCCUGACCACUGGUCCUGUUAGCUAGCGGUGAUGGGAAUUGUAGUCCCAAAACAUCUGGAGGGCCGAGUUUGCCUAUGCCUGUCCUAGAUGCUCCAUCUGUGUGUGAGAGCAAGGAUGGAUAGGUGUGUGUUGGGCAGGGGGGUGGCAGGUUCUGCACUUUCAAAUGUUCCCCAAAUCACCUUCUUUGUAAGUGUAAGAGAUACAAACAUACAAACAUAUAUCUGAAGGAAAGCAUGUGGAACAAAUCAUAGAAGAGUUUGUGAAUGCUCAGUGCGCCCCCAUGAGGGUUUUUUGAGAUCUGGGACUUAAAGAUUUGUGUUGUUUGGGUGGAGAAGAUCCAGGCAGUGCUCAUCACUAAACUUGCUCUUCCUUUCCUCUUCCAGGGCUUUUUGAGACCUGAGCUGCUGGGGAAUGAGUUCACUCACCUGGAGUUCCCUCGAAGAAUCCAGCAUAAGGAAGUGGGGAAAAAGAUGCUGUACAGGGACCAAAACAUGAAUGGCUGGUAACUCUUUUCAUCUGAUCUAGAUUACACUGAUUGCCAGAAUCAAUCAGAAAUGCAAGACGAAGGAACUCGGUGUUCUAGUGACAGCUAGUUACAUCACCACUGCCCUACUCAGCUGGACUAGAAAAGUCUCUACCUCUCCCUUUUUUCUUUUUGUCGUGUUACUAAAGCUGGAGACCGACGAUGAAGGCUUUUUUAAAAAGGGGAGUUUAUUUUGGUAUUAUAGAGGAGUAUGAUGUGCACACAUAUGGCUAUUGCUUCUACUAAAGAGUUUCUGCAGAUUUUUGUAUGGCUUAAGUAAUCCUGCUUGUUCAAAGAUAACAGUGGGAGAAAAGCAUAUAUUUUGUGGGUGUUUGUGAAAAUCCAUGCCUGUACACUCAGGGAAAUUACCUAAGUGAAAUGGUUCUGACCUGAGUUUGUUGCUUGCUUGCUUGGCAUUGGGAUGAGGAUAUUCAGUUGUGCUUUUCACAGCAGCCAGAGCUCAGUGGUAGAGCAUAUGCUUUGCAUGCAAAAGGUCCCAGUAUCAAUCCCCAACAUCGCCUGGUAGGGCUGAGACAGUCUGUUGUCCGAAAACCUGUAGAGCUGUUGCCACGCAAUAGCAACAGUACUGAGCUUGAUGGAUUGGUGGUCUUACUUGGGCAGCUUCCUAUUCUAACUUUCAUCUGCACUGCAACACAUUUUGUGUGAUUUCUUUUUCUAACCAGGGCAUAUAAAAGGAUAGAAGAAGAUGACCUGAAGUUUCCACUUGUUUACGGAGAGGGUAAAAAGGUGAGACACUGAGCACAUUUGAAAAUCAUUGGAGAAGUGGAGAGAAUUUUCAUUAAACAAGGGCAUGAGGAUUUGGAGUAGACCUAAUAAUAUAGGUUGAGGUAUACGAUAUUGGUGUCAGAAGCACACUUUGGCUUUGACAGAGACGGCUCAUUGGUAAGUCUGCACUGAGCAAUUUUUGUAUGAUACCUCCUGCUUGUUCCCCCACUCCAUAGGACACAAUGUAUGUUAUGUUUAAAAAAUUUAAACCAUCUUUCAUUCUGAUGGGUUCUAGGGUGAUACACAGCAAUACAAUACAAUGUAAUGCAGUGCCCUAUAAAAUAAGAUAAAGAAUAAAAACACUUCAUACAGCAGAACUCCCAGAAGUGCAAGCUGGAUUUCAAAGGGACAGAGGAACCAGAGACCAAAUUGCAAACAUGUGCUGGAUUAUGGAGAAAGCUAGAGAGUUCCAGAAAGACAUCUACUUCUGCUUCAUUGACUAUGCAAAAGCCUUUGACUGUGUCGACCACAGCAAACUAUGGCAAGUUCUUAAAGAAAUGGGAGUGCCUGAUCACCUCAUCUGUCUCCUGAGAAAUCUCUAUGUGGGACAAGAAGCUACAGUUAGAACUAGAUAUGGAACAACUAGUUGGUUCAAAAUUGGGAAAGGAGUACAGCAAGGCUGUAUAUUGUCUCCCUGCUUAUUUAACUUAUAUGCAGAAUUCAUCAUGCGAAAGGCUGGGCUGGAUGAAUCCCAAGCUGGAAUUAAGAUUGCUGGAAGAAAUAUCAACAACCUCAGAUAUGCAGAUGACACAACCUUGAUGGCAGAAAGUGAGGAGGAAUUAAAGAACCUUUUAAUGAGGGUGAAAGAGGAGAGCGCAAAAUAUGGUCUGAAGCUCAACAUCAAAAAAACGAAGAUCAUGGUCAUGGUCAUGGUCCCAUCACCUCCUGGCCAAUAGAAGGGGAAGAAAUGGAGGCAGUGAGAGAUUUUACUUUCUUGGGCUCCAUGAUCGCUGCAGAUGGUGACAACAGUCACGAAAUUAAAAGACACCUGCUCCUUGAGAGAAAGGCGAAGGCAAACCUAGACAGCAUUUUAAAAAGCAGAGACAUCACCUUGCCAACAAAGGUCCGUAUAGUUAAAGCCAUGGUUUUCCCAGUAGUGAUGUAUGGAAGUGAGAGCUGGACCAUAAAGAAGGCUGAUCUUGAGAGUCCCAUGGACUGCAAGAAGAUCAAAUGUAUCCAUUCUUAAGGAAAUCAGCCCUGAGUGCUCACUGGAAGGACAGAUCCUGAAGCUGAGACUCCAAUACUUUGGCCACCUCAUGAGAAGAGAAGACUCCCUGGAAAAGACCCUGAUGUUGGGAAAGAUUGAGGGCACAAGGAGAAGGGGACGACAGAGGAUGAGAUGGUUGGAUGGUGUUCUCGAAGCUACAAACAUGAGUCUGACCAAACUGCGGGAGGCAGUGGAAGACAGGAGUGCCUGGCGUGCUCUGGUCCAUGGGGUCACAAAGAGUCGGACACGACUAAACGACUAAACAACAACAACAACAACAACAACACAACACUAAAAACAGGAUGACAACACAUAAUAAAACUAGAAAGCGAACAAAGCCCAUAAAAUCAAUUUAAAACAAGGAAAGAAAAAUGUAUAGUUCAUCAAUUGAUGGCACCCAGGGAAAGGCUUCAUCUGUAGAUCUUAAUGCAUAGCCAGGCUGGUAUGGGAGGAGGCAUGUGGCAUGCUCAAAAAUUGAGACAUCUCUUUUAUUUGAGAUCUGUAUUCUACUUUAUGGCUGACUGCCUCUGAUCCUUCUUUCCAUACUUAUGAACCUGGGACCUUCUGCAUGCAAGGCAAGCCCAGAGUGCUAGGAGCCUAUCCAAGUUGCACAGAUGCUCAUUAUGUUGCUAUCCUAUUAAGAGACUCCACCCUUACUUUCCUCCUAGGCUCGAAUGAUGGCAACUAUUGGGGUGACACGGGGUUUGGGUGAUCAUGAUCUCAAGGUGUACAGCUCCAACAUCCACAUCAAACCUUUCCUGUCCUGCACCCCAGAGGUGAGUUCAUCAGAGCUAAGAUUCUACUUCCUGGAAUUACAGCUGCUCAGUAACAGCAUAUUUUUAUUUUUCAUCAAAUAUUCCAAAACUCAAAGUUGUUGGGGGGGGGGGGUUGGGUUCCUGAAGCUUUUUGAUCACCCUUAGCUCUCCAAACCAGGUUUGGCUGCAGGCAAGAUGCUUUCUUCUGUCACACUCCAUUCUGAUUUGCAGGAUUCUCUCUCUCUCUCUCUCUCUCUCUCUCUCUCUCUCUCUCUCACACACACACACACACACACACACACACACACUCCACUCAUGUGUCCAGCCUGUACAACACACACACAUCCACACAGGUGGUGCUUCUAAUUCAGGCUUGAGCGUUUGGACUGGGGUCUUGUCCACCACCAUCAACAAAUCUAUACAAUAGUCCCUUUAGGACACUGGAGGGAGGGCUCACAAAGGAUCAGAUUCUGAGGCAGAAUAAUUCUGGGGCUUUUGCAUGUGUGUGAGAGAGAGAGUGAGUGAGAGAGAGCAUUAUAGAAAGGUUUGAAACAGUGGGUAAGAUUGGUGUAGCUGCAGAAGACAAGAGCUAGGCUUCAAGACAACAACAAUUUAUUUAUAUGCUGCCCAUCUGACUGGGUUGCCCCGGCAACUCUGGGUGGCUUUCAACAAAUAAAAACAUCAAACAUAAUAAAACAUCAAACAUUUAAAACUUCUCUAUACAGGACUGCCUUAAGAUGUCUUCUAAAAGCCAGAUAGUUGUUUAUUUCCUUGAUAUCUGAUGGGAGGGUGUUCCACAGGGUGGGCAGCACUACCAAGAAGGCCCUUUGCUUGGUUCCCUGUAACUUCACUUCUCACAGUGAGGGAACCACCAGAAGACCCUCAGUGCUGGACCUCAGUGUCCAGGAUAAUUCUACUGGGUAGCUAUAGUGCUGCUGUUCCAAGAUUCCUGUGCACGCUUAUGAAUGGGGUGUCUAAGCACAAAAUUUUUCCUCACCUCUGGGGAGUGACAGGACUCAGAAAGUGCUUCUCCUUGAGGAAAAGCAUUUGCAGAGCCUUGCCACCAGAGCAGUGAGGCUGCAUCCCUUACGUUUUUCCGCAGGUUCGCGUUUAUGACCUCACACAGUAUGAGCACUGCCCUGACGAUGUGCUGGUGCUGGGCACAGAUGGCCUCUGGGAUGUCACCAAUGACCGAGAGGUUGCCAAUGUGGUAUUUGAUGUCCUAAUGGGCUAUGAGCCCAAUGAUCCUUGCAGGUGAGUGGGGCAAGGUUUUGCACCUGUGUGCUGAGGAAUACUUACACCAGAGUGGUUGAGCAGACACUUUAUUUCCUAAGGUUCUGGGGUCCAUUGUUUGCUCUCAGUCUGGGGUUGGUUUAUUCCCUUACCUCUUUUCUAUUCUGGGACAUGAAUCCUUUUUGUUUCUCUUACCUUCAAGUCCCCUGGUGGUGUUAGGUCUUAGGGGCAAAGUACGUGUUUGUUGUUCAUGUGUGUCUGUGUAAUGAAGCACCAAUUUCUUGGAAAUUAAAAGCAGCCUUAAGAGGUUGCAAUUUUGAGUAGUAGGUGUGGGGAGAAGGAGGGGUUUCUUAACCUUUUAAACUGGCAGCUGUUUUUCCAUUCAAAAUCCCAUUUUUUCUGUUAGAGGUUCCUGCCCACUCUCUUGCUCAAAAUUUCAGCUUCCCAAAUUUGCUUUUUUUAAAAAAAAAAAAGUUGGAACUUCAUUACAUACAUUUGAAUAUAAUCAACCAACCGUUUGCACUUUACUGUUUUUAAACAUGGGUGGGGAACCUUAUAUCCCCACCUACUGCCAGGCCAGAUUUGAAAGGUGAGUGAGAGUAAAUGAAUGACGGGCCUACAAUUUCCUAAUUAGUUGCACAGGGAAUGAAGUGGGAUGAGAUCAUUAUUGUGAACACCAUUCACACUUAAAAUAAGUACUUUUUAUUAAAAAAAAACUGUACUCUACCACGUCUCUUGCAUUAUGGGUGUGCAUUCUGAUGGGCUGGUUCUGUUUCCCAGGUACACAAUGGUGGCCCAGGAGUUGGUGGUGAGGUCCAGAGGGGUUCUGAAGGAACGUGGCUGGAGGCUGGCCAAUGACAAGCUGGGCUCUGGAGAUGAUAUAUCUGUCUUUGUUAUUCCCCUUGGUGGUCCAGGAAACUACACCUGAACCUCAGGUCCCAGGGACACAGGGGUCAUGAUUCUAGACUUUACAAAGAAGAAGAAAAGCCGAGGGAAAGAACCACCAUCUUGCAGCAGAACUGGAGGCUGUAGAUUCUCCCUACACCUGGAACAUUCAUAAUGCUGGAGUCUUCCGAAGAGGAUUGGGGGUGGGGGAAUGUAUGACUGCACCUUGGGUCCUUGUCCCACUCUGUCUCAGCUUGCUGGGUUCCAGCUAGGGACACAAAGAGGUAGCCCUGGUCCACGCUUCUGUUAACGGCAAGAAAGUCAAGGUAGAGCCGUUCCUCUCAGGAUUUACACCCAUCGGCCCUGGAGACCUGUAGGAAAUCUUGCAUUCCAAGGGCUGCAUUAAAUUUGAGCUUUUGGUCACAUGGAAAUGUCCUCUAAAUUGGGUAGCGGCACUGGAGUCUCCCUGCAGUGUUAGCCAUUUUGUGUGUUCCUAUUCCGUCUCCCAUGGUUGCAAAGGGGCAGCUGAAUUUUGUCAGAUCCCUAGGACACCUCACCAUCACGACAGUUAUGCCUAAUUGCCUAGAACAUCCCUUCCCUUCCCUUCCCUUCUUGCUAGAGGGAGCACCAAGCAAGUAUGGCUGAUUGGUUUGUUACCAUUCCCCUGGCUUGCCAUAACCACUUGUUGCGUAGUAUGGGGGGAUGCAUCCAUAGGGGUUUCUUACACUAAUCCUGGAUAUUGCUGUACCUCAGCCAAGUUGGUUGGUUCUUCAUGAAUGCAUCUCCAAAUGACAAUGAAGGAAAGGCGCGAAAAUAUUCCUGCUGUAGAAAAUGUCCCUGGGGAAAAUCAGCUGUGCCUCACUUUCACCAGAUGGGGGUGCACUUAGAAGAACAGACAGAAAAAAAUGACUGUGAUGAGACAUCUCUAGUUGGUUUAAACAACUGACCCUUAAAUAACAAGAUACAGAAAUCUACUGCAGCAUAGGGAGUUACCCCAUCCCAGACUUAACCCCAGAGAGGUCACUUUGGAGCUGCAAACGCAGCAGAAACAUAGAAGACAGCAAUUUCUACAAAGGGAAUAACUGUAGAACGGUCUGUACUUCUGGUCUGUUCACCUUCCAUGAAAAGUAAUGUACUUCUUCUUGAGUUGAAGUUCUACCUCUGAAGCCCGAAGCAUUGAGUUCUUUGUUCAAUGAAUAAGAAGCCUUCAAAAUUUGUGAUGGGGAAGAAAUGGAUUCAUUUUUUUUCAUGGAACUGUCGUUUUCCACUUGCUGUGCUGUGCAAAAGCAAGACCAUCUCUGGCCGGGGAACUUGCACCUUAAAUUUGCCCUUGUACUCUAUCUAGCUGUGAGUUAACUGAGUUUUAAGAAGAAAAUAAUUUCAGGCUUCACAAAAAUACCUGCCACCUCUUAAGCGCAGACAAUAUACAGUGGGACUUAUUUCUGAGUAAACACGUGCAGGAUCAUUCUGUUGGGCUGCAGCCCUAUGCACAAUUACUUAGAAGUAAGCCCCUUGGAACUCAGCGGGACUUCUGAGUAAAUGUGCUGUUAUACAGUUUCUAUUAUGUAAAGGCAGAUCCUGGAAGGUUGGAUCUCUUUGUAGAGUGUGGCAUUAGUACCUGAGAAAAGAUUAAAGAACCAACUGAAAAACUGCAGCUAUUAAGUUGCCAUUGUUAAGUAAAAGCUGGCUAAGGCUCUUUCUUGCUGGAAAGCAUUUUGGUAUUUCCUGAUUGUCGUGCUG
Molecule: messenger RNA, 25744 nt
Organism: Podarcis lilfordi (Lilford's wall lizard)
Lineage: Eukaryota; Metazoa; Chordata; Lepidosauria; Squamata; Lacertidae
Source: the annotation of a GenBank genome assembly